AUGCGCAAGUUCAAUCCGUCGUGGCAACACAUAUUUCCAUGGGUUAAACUAGUGAGCAAAAAGAUGUUUUGUGAUGUUUGCAUGAACAAUCAACAUGCAGAUAAAACGAGCACGUUUGUAAAGGGCUCUGAUAAUUUUCAUGUCAAGUCAUUGUGCAAGCAUGUCUUGAGUAAGGGUCAUAUCAAAUGUGUAGCAAAUGCUAAAGCUCGUUCAGCACCACCAGGCACAAAUCCUGCCAAAAAAGCAUUGCAAGUGCUACAUGAAACGGAGUUUGAGAAAAUGUAUGUGCUGUUUCGAGUUUCACACUCUUCGGCAAGAAAGGAAGACCAUUUUCAGACUACGAAUGGUUCGUCGAUCUCCACAAAAUCACACAUAAUGUGAACCUCUGAAUGUCUUAUGUGAACAUCUGAAUGUCUUAUAUUGUGGAAGCAGAGCAUCUUAACCUUGCCUCAGAAUUAUCUGCUGCUCCUUCUCACAGUGUCAUGACAGAUGGUACAACUGACUUGUCUGUUUGCGAAGCAGAAAUGUUUGUGCGAUAUUGUAAUAAAGGGAAGUUGUCCAAUCGAUUUUUGGCACUUCGUAAUCUAGACCGAGCCAAUGCAGAGAACAUCGCCAAAGUGGUUGAAGAUAGCUUGACGAAAGUUGGCGGUAUUCCUGAUGAAGAUCUAUAUAACAAGGUUGUCGGUUACAGUGCAGACGGGGCAAGCGUGAAUAUGGGAUGUCAUUCUGAUGUUGGUAAAUGUCUAACGAACAAACAGCCCCUGCUCAACAUAUCACAGCCACUGAUCACUGUAUGCCCAUCGCUUAGAACUGGCAUUUAAAGAUAUUUUAAAGAAAUGUGAGAAUCAGUUGCAAGUAGUGAACUUUCUAAACAAUAUAUACACGUUCUACCACACAAGUUCUCUGAACAGGAGUAUGCUCAGGGUAAGCUCAGUUGCUCUGGGCAUGAAAGGCAUUCCAACCCGAGUUGGCAGUACACGUUGGAUACCACACACAUACACUGCCGUUCAAAACAUGUGGUCGUUGUAUCCAGCUUUGCUACAGCACUUUGGCGAGGUAUGUAACAUUUAAUGAUCUAAGCAUUUUAUUCUAAGGUGAUCUUGAAUAGUUACUGUAUUUCAUUUUAUAAUAUUUUUGUGUUAAUAUUAUAAUUAAAUUAUUAUAUUUUAGCUUCAGGUUAACCCUCAUUCCGCUGAUGGAUCUGCAAAAGCUCAGGGCUUUUUGUGCCUAAUGAAGAAGGUGGUAUUUCAUAAAGAACACUACAAUGACAACAGAUCUGUUGUCAUAUUUGAAGAAGUUGUCUCUGUUUUUUCAAAAACCAGACAUCAAUGUGGCUAAAGCCCAGAAUGUUCUUCAAAUAACAAUGGACAACUUGCUCAAACUACAGCGACAGUUAGAAUAUUAUUACCAAUUUUUCUAAAUCAUUUCAAUGACUGUAUUUCGUAUACUCACUCAGUGACUUGUAUAAUAACAUCAUAAUUAUAUCCAACCACUUAGAGUUUGCUCAGUUUAUUUAUUAUUUAAAAAGCCUGGACCAAAGUUGAUGGAAUUGCUUAAUGAUGGCAAACAUCAUGACCUUAACCUGGAGGAGGACAACAACUCUACAUUCGAAAGGUUCAUACCUAUUGUGAAUGACCUACUUGAAACAUUGAAGUCCAUAUUCACUGCAGCAGGCAAUAUUGAGCACCUAAACUGGAUUGGGUUUCUCAAUUUAAGAUCCUGGCCUGUAAAGGAUUGGAGUGGUAUUCCAAGUUUCACAAUCACAACUUGCUGAACUUAAUAUUUAUGAUAAAAUUAUAAAGUAUAAACUUACCUACAGCAUACUUGUUACUCCUAUGAUGUAUAUUGUAUGUAUUGUAUAUAUUGAGACUUGAGUAAUGACUAUGAGUAAUGAGUAUGCUAUAAGCAAUCAUUAGUAUUGUAUUUUUAGUCAGUGAAAUAAUGAAGUUUGAUAUUUAAAUAGUAAAUUGUUAUUGUAAAUUUUUUUUCCAGAUUUUGCUGAUGAGCAAAUUACAAUGCUUCUAAAUCAUUACAAACCAUACUUAACUCCUGCUUGUCCAGACCAUGUGGAGGAUGUGGUUGCUGAGUCCUUAGUUGAAUGGGAUGGACUUAAAUCAACAAUUUAUAGAAGGUGUGGGUUUGGAUUUUAAUUCAUAUAUACUUUGCAACAAAUGCACCUCCAAGAAUUAUAGUCAAUAUAUAGACAAUAACCAGCUGAUUUAGUGAUGUAAUUGGCUGAUUUCUCAGCAUUUUUGUUUGAUAUUUGCUGUGUGCAGGUAUUGGAAGUGCAAAAUCACUCAACUGGGAACAAAUUAACAAUGAAUUUUGCGAGACUGCUGGAGUCUUCUUGUUGCUAGUUGAUUUGCUGUUGUCAAUCCCAGCACAUUCAGUAGAAUGCGAAAGGGGGUUUUCUUUGUUGAAGGUGAUCAAACCAGACUGGUGA
Molecule: messenger RNA, 2443 nt
Organism: Paramuricea clavata
Lineage: Eukaryota; Metazoa; Cnidaria; Anthozoa; Malacalcyonacea; Plexauridae
Source: the annotation of a GenBank genome assembly